Trypanosoma theileri is the source of this 1809-nucleotide messenger RNA. RefSeq lists its product as uncharacterized. Gene Ontology annotation, cellular component: anaphase-promoting complex. Gene Ontology annotation, molecular function: anaphase-promoting complex binding; protein binding; ubiquitin ligase activator activity. Gene Ontology annotation, biological process: anaphase-promoting complex-dependent catabolic process; positive regulation of anaphase-promoting complex-dependent catabolic process; positive regulation of ubiquitin protein ligase activity. Lineage: Eukaryota; Euglenozoa; Kinetoplastea; Trypanosomatida; Trypanosomatidae. Bases 1 to 1809 code for a protein of 602 amino acids. The transcript has a single exon. The record is from RefSeq and is a predicted model, not a curated record.
AUGCCUUGUGAAGAACACUGGAUUCGAGGCGUUUCUCGCGACUCUGAGUUUGAUGGUCUUUCUGCCUUUUCUGGGGAUGUCAUGCGCAACCCUCGAAGUAGACAUUUGUUUGGUGAAUUGCCCAUUAAUGCUCUUUCCAAUGAUGUUGGACUCUCUGGUUGCCAUAAUAUAGUAGAAUCAGGUUGUGGAAGGAGUUCAAUGAGUUUUUUAAAAUCCCAACGACAUGAACCUUUAUGGCAACCAACACGAUUAACAUCACCCUACUGUGUGUUGAGUGCUAAUGGUGUUCAGGAUGAUUUUUAUACAUCUUCACUUUCAUGGGGACGUGAAAGUGUUCUGUUGGCAUUACGGGAUGAAGUUCUUUUAUUUCAACCAUCCCGUCCUGCGGAGCGACCAGCGGUGUUAAAUAUUCAAAAACGUGGUCGUGGUUCACUUUCAAGAGUAACUUCUGUUUCCAUGAGUCGUUUUUCAGAUGCAUGUUGUUUCUUAGGGGAGUUGGAUGGUUCUGUUGGAAUGUAUGAAUCUUGUGGAGAUGGUUUAUUAUUGCCAACCAACCGUUUCGAAAUGCCGCCUUCUCUUCUUGAAAAAACUCCACUUUAUGGUGCAUCUGCAAUGGCAGCCACUGCGAGUGUUCGUUGUCUCACAACAAAUGCUGAACAUCCAUGGAUGGUGGCUGCAGGAACAGCAGCACAAGGACUCUUUAUUCUUGACAGUCGUUGUACCAAACCUUCAGCGCAAAUGGGAGGAUGUGAUUUACCUUUUCCUUGUAAAGAGAGAAGAUUAGAUUCAUCACCAUUAUCACCAGAGGAUGCUGUUUCAUUACUUUCAUCUGCAACUGGAAUUUCUGGUAUUGCAUGGAAUGCAUCUGGUUCACUUGUAGCAACAGGUAGAAGUGAUGGUAUCGUAGAUAUUUGGUCCUUAUCACAAACACGUACUCCAGUUAUGCAGAUGAAACUUCCUAGUUUGCAUACUUCUAUUAAAGCUAUCGCAUUUCAUCCUACAAAUCCGUAUGAACUCACUGUGGGAGGAGGAUCUAAUGAUGGUAUUCUAAGAGUGUAUGAUGUUUCCUCUGCAGCACCACAGCUUUCCUGGUCUGUAUCUACACAAUGUCAGGUAACGCAAGCAUUAUAUUCUCCAGAUGGAGCUUUCAUUGUUUCUGCACAGGGAACACAAUUAAAAGAUUUUUCUUUGGGUACAUCUCCUACUAGAUAUUCUUCCUCAUCUUCAAAUUUAAAUACGAGACGUCCUACUAGAGAUGAUACCGAAUCCCAUUAUGAAAUGGGAAAUCAUUUAGAACGAUUAACGGAACGAAUUGAACGAGAUAUGAGGGGUGGUGAAGGUCGUACACAGCGAGAAGGUGAUGAAGACUUAUUAACAUAUGAUUCUUUAACAACAGAGACAACACCUUCUAUAUAUGCAACGAAUCCAUUUUCUUUGGUUGUCUGGCGAAAAGGUACUCAACAGCGGGGUUCAACCUCAUUGGGGUUUACCAGUAACGCUUCUUCUAUCCAUAAUCAAUUUGGAUCCUAUGCUAAUGAGUCACGACAUACACCACUUCCUCUUGUCUCUAUGUAUACCAUGUCGGGACACCGAUCUCGGCCAUUGCAGUUAUCAGCCCCCUUUGCCCAAGCAGCGAAUGAAGGCUGCAUGGCCUCUAUUGCUGGCGGUAUGGAUAGUACGAUUCGAUUUUGGAGGCCUUUUUGUUUGAAAAGUGAAGGCACUACUUGGGAACAACGUUCUCGCAACUCUUUGCGAACUGCCAUCACAGAUCAAGAUGUUGAGGAUAUGAUGACGCUUCCACUAAGGUGA